UAAAAGCUGAGGUCGACCCAAGCUCCCCAAAUCUCUUACACCAUUCUUGUAAGUCUUUUCACCGGUCUUCAGUGCAUUCUAGUUUGGGCCCCUUAGCAGAGCGGGACACAAACAAUGGAGCGAAAUGCACUAGAGUAUAGCGACAACGAUAUUAAUGUGACUUCACAAUCUACUGUCCAUAUGACACUUUGUCUGAGGGGUGCAGCCCACCCUAUAUCAAGAGAUAUGUCGCCUACGUCAUCCAGAGCAAUCCCGAUCAGAACAACCUCGUUUGCAGAGAGGCGAGUCGAGAUGCCUUACAAUCCUACGAGCUUUAAUGCUGUCUGCGCGCCACCUCAAGGGAGAUCUGCGCCCGGGACAUUCAAUCGUACCAUUUCCUACUGGUCAUCUAUGCCCAGUGAAGAGGAAAUUCCCACCUUUGUGUUCGGACAACCCGCUGUGGGCCAGAUCAACACCGCGAAGACUCCGCAGCCUCGGAUUGCGGCAAAUGGAAAGCAGACUCCUGUACUCUGGGCUUGUGGUGGGUAUGCUCCAGAUCGCUCUGAAGUGGAGUCUGAAACGGAAUAUGAUCCGGCAACGAAGGCUCAUUUCAGACGGCAUUUGGGUAUCAUUGAUUGCAGCGGGGCUGCCCGUUCUCAGGAUCUGACUGGGCGAGAGGCGAGCAACCCUGCCCUAUUGGACUAUCAGAUGCAACUGCGCUUGCUGGAUGAGCAGAACAGGAGACGUUUGAAGGAGGCAAAGGACGUGCAACGAAUCGAUGCCCAGAGAUGAGGUGAAAGACCUGGCAGAGCAUCAACACGGUGGAGGGCAAGGGAUGACAACAAAAUGGACGCAGGCGGACCAGCUCUGUACCAUGAGCACAUGUGGUAAUGGUAAUGAAUCUUUGACGUGGCAUGAGUCUCUUCUUACAGCGUGUGGUGACAAGUUAUCGAGAGCUUUGUUAUUUGCUGGCUCUUUUCCCUUUUCCGCCCAAAUGCCUUCGGUGGAACCUGAUUGGCCAGAACCCGCUACCGCCGG
Messenger RNA from Cladophialophora immunda, 1017 nucleotides. RefSeq lists its product as uncharacterized. Bases 115 to 771 code for a protein of 218 amino acids. The transcript has a single exon. The record is from RefSeq and is a predicted model, not a curated record. Lineage: Eukaryota; Fungi; Ascomycota; Eurotiomycetes; Chaetothyriales; Herpotrichiellaceae.